AUGUUCAUAUCACCCUACACCCAUUCAAAAUCACAGCCAUUCUCUCAUUUCUCAUACUCAUCCACCAACCUAUUCACAUCAUUCUCUUCAUCCCUACACGCACAUGCCCCCAAUGCCCGUAUACUCACCAAAUUCCCUAACGAAAUAACAGCAAUACACGCCAACCGCCUAGGAGUGGCUGCGGACCAGUCGGGUAAUAUCAAAUUAUUCAGCGAUACGCACGUACUCAAGCAAUUUAACUAUCACCGUGCACGUGUUAAUGUGGUCAGAGUGUGUGAGGGCCGGUGUGUCGUUUCGUGCUCUGAUGAUGGGAGCGUGGUGUGGAACGAAUUGGAAAGUGUGCGUGUGUUUGAUUGGCACAACGAUUACGUUAGGGCGGUGUGUGUGGAUGGUAAUGUUGUUGUAUCGGGUGCGCUUGACGGUCAAAUGGUUGUGCACGAUUUGAGGGAAAGCAAAAGUAUGAACCGGUACACGGCAGCUGAGCCUGUCAUGCAUUUGGAAAGCACCGAUGGCGUGGUGUACAUUGCCACGCCCACCGGCAUCACGCACUUCAGCCUCAAGGAGCAGAAAGCGGUGCAUCACACCAUUAAUUACGGAAUAAACGAUCUCAAAGUGAGCAACGGUCUUUUGUACGCGUGUACUGCCCAUAGCCUCACCGUAUACAGCUCUAACUUGGAGGAGGUGUUCUUCUGUCGUCUUAGGGAUGAAAGCGUGGGAAUGGCAUGCAAAGAUGGUGAAGUAAUGAUUGGAUUGAAGAACGGUACUAUUUUAGGUUUACGUGCGCAUUGCGAUAGCGGUAAAACGGUGGACCGUGACGAGGCCAUAAAGGGUCGAGUGGUUGGUGAGGAGGCGCACGGUCAUACAACGAGUGAUGAGAUGAACGACCAGGUGAUAGAUGAGAUCGUGUACGACCAAAUAACACGUGGUGAUAGCAAAGAAUAUGAGCAGGGCGACGGGGUAGACAGCAAGAAAAUGCAGAACGUAGCAGAGAAGCAUAGAAACGGCUGCAAAGAGCUAAAGGAAACACUCAACUCAACUGUUAACGGUGCGGUGCCAUCAUCUUCACUGCACUACAAGGAGAACGAGCAUCCCAUCCACAUCCUUUCAAAACCCUUCAUGGUGUACGACCGGUAUGAGCGAAUGCUCAGGAACCAUGAGUACCGCAAGUGUUUGAAGGCCGUUCUAACAGCCAACGAUAAACACCGCAUGUACCGCGUACUACGGUACAUCCACAACAAGGGAGUGCUAAGGCAAGCGAUCUAUAGGCACAAUGUACGCCUGCUCACCAAUUAUUUGAGCGAGUUCAUCGGUGAUCUGCUGCACAAGAGCAUAGCACUGAAAGGCCUUGUAAUUAUCAGCGGGGUAUUUGACAGGAUGUUGCUUCAGGACAAGGAGAUGCUAAGACGGGUUCGUUACGCAAUAAAAAAUGAAGAGCGCGUGCAGAAGGAGUGUGUAAAGACCUACGCAUAUUUAGAGACACUUUUAGAGAGUGUGAACGAGGAACAGUGA
Vavraia culicis subsp. floridensis is the source of this 1509-nucleotide messenger RNA. RefSeq lists its product as uncharacterized. Gene Ontology annotation, molecular function: protein binding. The record is from RefSeq and is a predicted model, not a curated record. NCBI's taxonomy places the organism in Eukaryota, Fungi, Microsporidia, Pleistophoridae. Gene Ontology annotation, biological process: positive regulation of transcription by RNA polymerase I; rRNA processing. Gene Ontology annotation, cellular component: nucleolus. Bases 1 to 1509 code for a protein of 502 amino acids. The transcript has a single exon.